CUCGGGCCCGCCGGCAGACCCACCAUGGACCUGGUGCUGGAGGCCGCUGACCACCACCUGCUCACUCCCUACGUGUACCCUGCGGGCUGGGCUGAGGACGAGCCCUGCCGCCAGCUGCUCAGCCUCUUCGUCAUCACCAACCUCGGGGCGCUCGCCCUCUACCUGCUCUUCGGCACCCUCAGCUACUACUUCAUCUUCGACCAUGAGCUCAAGAAGCACCCCCAGUUCCUAGAGAACCAGGUGCAACGGGAAAUCAUCUACGCGCUGCGCUCCCUGCCCUGGAUCAGCGUUCCCACCGUCGCCCUCUUCUUUGCUGAGGUCCGGGGCUACAGCAAGCUGUACGACAACAUUGAGGACUCCCCCUACGGCUGGCCUGGAGUCUUCCUCAGCAUGCUGUCCUUCCUCUUCUUCACUGACAUGGGCAUCUACUGGAUACACCGAGGUCUUCACCACAAGCUGUUCUAUAAGCGCUUCCACAAGCCCCACCACCUCUGGAAGAUCGCGACGCCCUUUGCCAGCCAUGCCUUCCACCCCGUGGAUGGCUUCAUGCAGAGCCUGCCCUACCACGUCUACCCCUUCCUCUUCCCCCUGCACAAAGUCACCUACCUGGGCCUCUACAUCUUCGUCAACGUCUGGACCAUCUCCAUCCACGACGGCGACUACCGCGUGCCCCGACUGCUACGGCACGUCAUCAACGGCUCUGCCCACCACACCGACCACCACCUCUACUUCGACUACAACUACGGGCAGUACUUCACCCUCUGGGACAAGAUUGGGGGAUCCUACAAGAGCCCCACUGCCUUCGAGGGCAAGGGCCCCCACGAUUACCUGCGCAAGCUGAGGGAGAAUGGCUCAGCGUGUCCCAAUGGAGACAUCACUGAUAAGACCGAGUAGGUGUCCCCGGGCUGGCUGCAACCCCAACAGACUCUGCCUCAUCCCACCCCUCCCGAGCCUUACUGGACAACAUUCCCCCAUAGAAGGAGUCCCCAUCUCCUCCCCUCGCUCAGCAGUUCUCACCAUCCCAAACCCCUCGCUCCGCUGGGCCAAGAGGUUCACACGUGCUGAUGUGCACACGGAAAGGAGGAUGCCACACAGUUUCCUCCACUUCUGCACCACACGCCCACCACCCAUGGACGCCCACUCACAGCCCAUCCUCACCAUCUGAGCCACUCUGGGACCUCCUCUGCUCACGGGUGGCUCUGGCUGAACGCUGCACGUGGGUCUUGGACCCUCCCAGCAUCCCCACCCCUCUUCACAGCACUCAGACACCUUAACGCUACGCAAAGCUGCUGCUAUUUGGACAUCUGGGGAAUACACAUGCCAUGCUCAUACCCCACAUCAGCAUGUGCCCUCUCCAACCCUUAUGACCAUGAGUAUUGCCCUCUCAGCAGGACACGCACACUGACAGCUCCAAGAGCUCCAGCCCUGCUCCCAGAGCAGCACUCUUCAUCCUUGCUUCACACUGCAAACCUCAACUGCAACACAAGCUCACCCCAUUGCCACCGCCACCUGUGGGGCCCUGCACGCUAACAGCAUUGCAGUAUUGUUGCACGUCACCGGGUCUCCAUCCAUCUGCACCCAUUGCUCUUCCUCCCUGAGCUGCCGUGGAUGCUGACAGGUCCAGUCACAUCAAGAUGAGAGGCAAAUGGCAUUGUGCAUUUUGUUCUCCGGUGUGACCUGCACAUCUGGAUUUCCCCAAAUAAAAAAAAAAAAAACACGGCCUCCUACUUUGUGCAGCCAGCGUGGGUCCUCCUGAUGGUUCCUCAGCCUCUGGAUGCACUGGGACUUACCAGCACUGGACAGGGGCUCCUUCAUCUCACCUGAAGAUGAGACAUGGGGACUUAUCGCAGAGGGGCACACCUGGAGGACAGAGGCAGACACUGAACCCCAUUGGUCCCUCAAGCUCAGAGGGAACGUCAGGGGAGGGGAAGCAGGAGGACUCAGAAGCUGGGGAUGGGGGAACUGCAGCUCCUGGCUGGUUUUCCCCCCUGAACAGCCAGUGUGCUUCCUUCAGACACGUGACCGCCCUUCCUUUGGUCAGACCAGCCUCUAAUAAAGCUCAUUUGCCAACUGUGA
Molecule: messenger RNA, 2076 nt
Organism: Numida meleagris (helmeted guineafowl)
Lineage: Eukaryota; Metazoa; Chordata; Aves; Galliformes; Numididae
Gene: SC5D
Product: sterol-C5-desaturase
Exons: 5
Coding region: 25-894 (289 amino acids)
Molecular function (GO): oxidoreductase activity; iron ion binding
Source: RefSeq, a predicted model, not a curated record